Messenger RNA from Branchiostoma belcheri (Belcher's lancelet), 2809 nucleotides. RefSeq lists its product as uncharacterized. NCBI's taxonomy places the organism in Eukaryota, Metazoa, Chordata, Leptocardii, Amphioxiformes, Branchiostomatidae. The record is from RefSeq and is a predicted model, not a curated record. Gene Ontology annotation, molecular function: protein binding. The transcript has 2 exons. Bases 11 to 2809 code for a protein of 932 amino acids.
ACGCUCUAUCAUGGCGAUAAAGCUGAUGGCAAAAGUCUCUUUGUUGCUGCUUAUGCAGCUGCUAGUGCCAUGUGUGGACGCAGGUAGCUGGCAGAGCUGCCAUAAAGUGUCCGUGGCGAAAUGUGGUGUAGGUGACAGCCGUAGUGAUGGCCAUGAGUACCGGUAUGACAUUGGGGCGUACCGGUACAAGUGGACCAAAUACCCGCAUGAAGUAUUCAGCUACAAUGGCCCCUUCAACACUAUACUUUUGGCUCAGACAUACCAGUCCUGUCAGAUCUGCUCAAACGAAACAAGGCCUACCCAGGGGGGUCCCAGUCAGAACCCUUCGCUACAAACGAGAACCAACAUCAUGAUCGUUGGCAACAACGUCGGAAAGCUUGGCACUGACAAGGCAGAUAUUCUCUCUCAGAUCCCAUGCGGUAGAAUGUGCAGGUUGUGGUUUGUGGAUUGUAACCUAACGGCAAUAGAGGUAGGGGCGUUUGCUAAGUUGCCACAGGUAUCUACCCUGGUCAUCUGGCGGAGCAAUGUCCAGACUCUGAAGAACGGCACGUUUGCUGGGAUGGAGGGUCUCAAGUAUCUGCUGCUCUUGGAGAACAACAUAACACAUCUGCAGGAUGGCUGCUUUCAAGGGUUGCCCAGGUUGUCCUACCUCAUCCUUGUGGACAACCAGAUCCUGACGCUGUCGCCCGGCGCGUUCCUGGGAGUGCAGCCGCGGUGGUUUGACGUAAGUGCCAAUCUUAUCGCUACUGUAGCACCGGGGACCCUGCAGGCGAUCAAGUCCGUAGAAUAUGUCCGCGCUGUUGAGAACAAACUGCGAUCUAUCGGCGUGGAGAUGUUUCACGGACUUGAACGGCUAAAAUACCUGAACCUGGAGGGUAACAGAAUCUCCCACAUUGCUGCAGGCGCGUUCCACUCAAACACGCAAAUGAACAUCCUAAAUCUCGCGGGAAACAGGCUGACCUUCCUGUCUGGUGGUUGGUUCAAAUCGUCAUUUCCAAGCCAUGUCAACGUGCGUGGAAAUGCGAUUGCCGCCAUUGCGUUGGAAGGGAGGGCGCUUCCUCGGACGCGAGGAACCCGGCUCGACAACCCGCCGCGCUGCACGUGUGCGAACGAUUGGCUGUACGACCACAAGGGGAUGAACCCGUUCAAGUUCAAAAGGCCUUACGCCAGGGAAAUGCGGGUCCCCUCGACAGCAAGCUGCCCCGCCUCGCCGCUGAUGCCAAAUCCUCCUGCUCCGGUCAAUCCCAACGGGUUGCCCUGCCCUGUACCGCUGGUCGAGGUUAAGCAUGUUGAGCGCAGCGCCGCGUACAAGUACGAAGCCGCUGGUGACGUGUAUUGGGAGCAAUUGCCGACAGUGUCCUUUGCCUUCCCUGACGGCUUACACCGCACACUCGACAUAACAUACGACACAAUCACAACCACACACGACAGUCUACCGACAGGCAACCUAACCGUGAGAGUGGUGACCAACCUAAAGGCUGAGGGCUGGGUGAAAUGUAAGGGACCAGAAAACCUGUUGGGGGAAACAGGAAAUCACAGCCUGUGUUCUAACUACAUGGGGAGGUCCAGCUUCACCCUUUGGCUUGAGACCGCCGAGCCCUUGUCCUUUGGGAACACCACUUGUACGGCUUCUUCCGAAACUGGAUCCGACACUGCCGUCUUCUCGGCGAGCGCGCGAACACACUCUGACAUGACAACACUAACCGAGCUGACACUGCUCAACACGACACCAUUCUCAGUCAGCAUCAGCACUACACCACUGUCCAGUGGCGUCAGCACUACACCGCUGUCCAUCAGCACUACACCGCUGGCUACUAACACGAGCGAUGAUGUACAUCUAACGUGGUACGUCCUGUGGGCAGCUCUGGGCGGGUUGUCGGCUGCUGCGGUAGGGGUUUGGGGAUGUGCCAUGGUCAGCUGUAUCAAGCAGAAGCUCAAACGCAAUGCCCCUGAUAACGGUGCAGGUCCAUCCCGCAAUGGCAACCAGAUCGCUGCCUGCUCCAUGUGGCCCCUUCCAGGUGGCAACUCGGAGGAGUCAGUGAUCAGUCCGUACGCUGAGGGGCGUUUGGAGGAUCACGACAGUUUGAAUGAGUCAGAGUCUGUCAUCAGCCCUUACGCUGAGGGUGGUUUCAAUGACCAUCCUGACCUGCGCAGGGCCGAUUCUUCGCAGUCAGAAAUCGCCCCGUACGGGCUGGCGAAGCUUUGCCCAGCGUACGGUGCGGCAAGCCGCCCCCGCGCGCACACACACCCCGUGCCGUCCCGCCCGUACAGCACCGAGCGCCCCCGUCAGAAACCAAACAGUGACAGGGCAGGGGCCGUCCUGGCUGCCUAUGGCCAAAAUGGUCGCGACAAGUCCGGCCAAAGUUGCUACAAGCACCCCUCCAUUCUCCCCAACCCGGGUGCCACCAAGUCCUCUGCCUACCAGCAGAAUGCCAGCGCCGCCCAGCGUGCCCGCAAGGCACCUUGCUACAACUCCCCUGCCCUGGCCACCGACCUAAAGCGUACCCUGUCCAACACAUAUGACCAGCAUGACCCUAGCGAGGCAGUCUGCAACUCCGCAGCGUCCCCCGCGGCCUCGCCUGGUAGUGAGACCGGUACUCAGUCCGCCAUGUAUGAUGAAAACCAUCCUAGCCAGGCCGCCACCGGUGGGGCAAACAGGUACGUCUGUCCCUCCCCUGCGGCCGGUGCUGGCGGGUUUCAGGCAGGUACCUACUGCCAGAAUGACCGUAGAGAGGCAGUAAACAACACCCCAGAAAACCCCGAGACAAACAGCUAUAAACCGGCGUCCGCUAACGCUCACAUUCAGUGA